Molecule: messenger RNA, 1461 nt
Organism: Somion occarium
Lineage: Eukaryota; Fungi; Basidiomycota; Agaricomycetes; Polyporales; Cerrenaceae
Source: the annotation of a GenBank genome assembly
GCACUAUUGCUCUAAACGUUCCUCUACCUUUCCCCCAUGCUCAGAUGAAAUGAAAGCCGUUCUAUUUCUAUUCGCACUCGUCUGCACUCUCUGGCAGUGUGUGCAUGCACAAAUACCUUCCGAACAGGAACAACACGUUACCUCGUUCUUUAACAGCCAUGGAGGCUCGACAUCUCGCCACACAAAUAAUUGGGCGGUUCUAGUCUGUUCUUCCAGAUACUGGUUCAAUUAUCGGCAUAUGGCUAAUGCCCUCGGCAUGUACCGAACAGUGAAACGGCUCGGAAUUCCAGACUCGAAUAUCAUCCUCAUGCUUGCAGAUGACACAGCAUGUAACUCACGUAACAAGUUCCCCGGCUGUGUUUAUGCGAGUGCUGCUCGAGAUCUCGACCUGUAUGGCGACAACAUCGAAGUAGAUUAUCGCGGGUAUGAAGUGACAGUUGAGAAUUUCAUUCGGGUGCUUACUGGACGCAUGGACCCGAGUGUCCCGAGGUCGAAACGUCUAUUGACAGAUGAUCGCUCGAAUGUGUUUGUCUAUAUGACAGGUCAUGGAGGGAACGAGUUCUUGAAGUUCCAGGAUAAUGAAGAGAUCAGUGCAUUCGACAUCGCAGACGCUUUCGAGCAAAUGUGGCAGAAGAAGCGGUAUAAUGAGAUCUUCUUUAUGAUCGAUACAUGUCAGGCAAAUACUAUGUAUUCCAAGUUCUAUUCUCCAAACAUCUUAGCGACAGGAUCGUCAGAACUUGACGAGAAUUCAUAUUCGCACGAGAACGAUCGUGACCUUGGUAUCUCCGUCAUCGAUCGUUUCACGCACCACAUUUUGCGAUUCAUGGAGGGCGUCAACAAAACCAGUCAAGCGACAAUGCAGGACCUAUUCAACGUAUAUGACUACGAGAAGUUCAUGUCCCACGCCGGCGUCCGUUCGGAUCUGUUCAGGCGACCUCUUGACCAAACCUACAUCACGGACUUUUUCGGCGGAGUGUCACAGGCAGAAGUCAUGUCACCUCCAUUGUCUCUGUCUCCCUCUAGCAACGAAGGAUCUGAACCAGAGAAUGUGCCCGAAUCUGAGCUACCUGUCGAGCUCGAUCAGUCGCUAGACUUCACUUCUUGGAUUAGCUCAGACACAAACGCUACGGUGCGUAGCGCAGAUGAGGUAUACGGGUAUGACGGUAUUUUGCACGAACUAAACAGUCGGGCGCAUGCACCAAAGCAAGGAGAGAACAUGCAGAGUGUCAGGGCGUGGGUGUCGACUGGACUUCUAGUUGCUCUUGUAGGAUGGGUUGGGAGUAAUACUACAUAGGUUAAGAGUUUAUUUCCAUAGGCUCACGUAAUUUAUCCUGUGUAUAUGGACUCUACUACAUACUAGUACUAGACAUCAGUUUUGGCACCUAGACACGAACAAGAGAUGGCCUUGUAUAUCCUGAACGUGCACACUUGCCAAAUACAGACGGGAUCGAAGUCGAUCGC